AGUCUUGUGACUGGUUUGACAUCAGGCAGGAAAGCUUUUUUUUUUUUUCAAGAUAGUUUGCUGCAGAGUUGUGGGAAACCGUAUGAUUUGGGGUCAAAAAGAGGAAAAUUAGCUAAGAUGACGAAGAUAUAAAACGUAAUUAAAUUCAGGCUGCCUCGCAGUCUCAGUUGUUGCCGAAUCAACAAGCAGGGAAUUUGGGGGGAAAGUUUGCCGCAGCACAUCUAAGACAGGCGUUGAUUGAACUUUUACGUUUUUUCGUUUUUCUUUGGUCCUUAAUAUAUUUUUUUUGUUUGCCAAAGAAAAAAAAAACGAAGACUGAAUUCAUUCUUGUGUGCCAGUAUUUGAAAAACAGUCGGUCAUGGCUAGCAAGCCACUUUUGCAAGAAAGACCCCCUGCUUAUGCCGCCGUGCAGGGUGACUACGACUACGGACAGCAGCAUAAUUAUGGCGCUAUUCCUCCGCCUGCACCAGCGCCACCACCGCCUGGCUUCCAUCAGCCGCCUCCUCCUCCGUACUACACAGGCGGUCAGGGCUAUGCCCAACCAGCAGCGGUGCUGCCACCUGUUGCCCAGCAACCAGACUUUUCCAACACAUAUACCAUCAUCCAACCCUCUGUAGUGGUAGUGGGGGGCUGUCCGGCAUGCAGAGUGGGUGUGCUGGAGGAUGAUUUCACCUGCCUGGGGAUCUUGUGUGCCAUCGUUUUCUUCCCAAUUGGAAUCCUGUUUUGCCUGGCAUUGCGUCAGAGGAGAUGUCCAAACUGUGGCUCUACCUUUGGUUAAUGGGAUCAAACUGGCUCUCCUGACUCUGAGUCCAGCUUUAGCGUACUGUUCUUCAUUUUUUUUUUACUAUGAAAUUGAUCACGAUUUUCAUGUAAAUGCCAUGACUGUCCUUCCUACUGUGUUAUCUCAAAUAGCUGUAAUGGACAGGCAAUACAAAAGUGAUUACAUGUUUAUUCAUAUGCAUGUAUUGCUGUUUUUUUUUUUUUUUUUUUUUUUUUUUAAAUCUUUCAAUAAUCAUGAAUUCCUGUUGAAAUCAACACAUCACAGUGCAAGUUGCUUUUGCAGUCAAAGGUGCCUUUUGAAAAUGUACAAAAAAACAAAACAGCUCUAAAUGCUGAAAGUUUUAUUUUAUGAUUGACUUAUUUUGCCAUUUAGAAAUCAUGCCCUUAUGUUUAAUAGGCAGUAUAAAUGUCUUUGAUGGCACAAUGGUCUUGGGCUAAUUCCCAUCCUAAGAUUUUAUUUAUUUUUUUCCCCUCAUAUGUUUAAUUUGUAUUUUGAUUAAUGUUUAAUAUCAAUUCCCUAUUUAUCACAUGGUAGAACAUUUUCUUGCUGUUCAGUUAGAAUAUGCAAUGUGAGUUGUAUCACUUGGGCUGGUGGUCAUACAACUCAAAUUGCUUGAAAACGCAGUGGUUAAUUU
Polyodon spathula (Mississippi paddlefish) is the source of this 1415-nucleotide messenger RNA. RefSeq names its product brain protein I3-like. The transcript has 3 exons. NCBI's taxonomy places the organism in Eukaryota, Metazoa, Chordata, Actinopteri, Acipenseriformes, Polyodontidae. The record is from RefSeq and is a predicted model, not a curated record. The coding region runs from base 359 to 778 and encodes 139 amino acids.